This is a messenger RNA of Acanthochromis polyacanthus (spiny chromis), 6380 nucleotides long. Its product is annotated as kinase suppressor of Ras 1-like. The coding region runs from base 214 to 2616 and encodes 800 amino acids. Gene Ontology annotation, molecular function: ATP binding; protein kinase activity. The transcript has 20 exons. Gene Ontology annotation, biological process: protein phosphorylation. NCBI's taxonomy places the organism in Eukaryota, Metazoa, Chordata, Actinopteri, Pomacentridae. The record is from RefSeq and is a predicted model, not a curated record.
CUGGGAAGAUUUGUUAGCUCUCUGUCAGUGAGUUUCCCAGCAGCCUGCUGUGUUCAGGAUUACUCUGCUUGGAUUAUGAAAGCAGACGCUCCAAUGUUCAGCAGAAACUGUCAACAGCAUGGCUGUCUUCACUUGUAAACACAGGCAGCUGAGGCAUGCCCAGGCACUGCCCAGGAUAGAGCUGAGAAGCUCUCAGUGGAUGGAUUGCAGCAGAUGUCCAGCCCUGGGCUCCAGAACACAAUGAGACGUUUAAGCUCCAACUCAGAGGACCACUCUCGCCUCACUGCUGCCCUCUCGUGUCUGAAGAGUGCUAAUGAAACAGGAGAUGACCCGAGUCAUGACCCAGGCUACUGCAGCUCUAAGCCCCAACAAGACAGCAGUGCCUUCUCUCUCAGUAGCCCUUUCACCCCACUAAAGCCGACUAGCACCCACGGUCGUUCCAUCUCCAUAUCAGUGGUACCUUGUUCAGAUGACCAGAGACCCAACACAUUACCUGAAGAAAUGGCUGACACCCUGGAGCCAAGCAGCCCUCCUGCCAACCGAGCAUCUAAGACGUGCACUGUGAAGCCCUCCCACACACCACCACCCUCCCGCAAACUGCUGCAUCUCUUCCCAAACAUUGCACUGACAAGAAGCAAGAGUCAUGAGUCACAGCUGGCCAACCGCAUUGAGGAUCCUACAACGAAAUCCUGUAAGAAGAACAAGUUGUUGGCUUCUAUUCAGAUCAAUGGCUAUGGGAACAGUCCUGAGGACUCAACACUGAGGUCACUGUCUGCCACAACACCGGGCCCUACCCCAUCCUCAGCACCAUACAUGAUGCCCAUCACACCCACCCCACUGGACAAUGUAGCCAUGCACAGGAAUUCCCCCCAGACAAUGAGGAGAGACAUUGGUCUAGCCAUAACACACAGGUUUUCAACCAAGUCCUGGCUUUCCCAGACGUGCCAAGUGUGCUGCAAGAGCAUGAUGUUUGGUGUCAAGUGUAAACACUGCAAGUUGAAGUGCCACAACAAAUGUACCAAAGAUGCGCCCUCAUGUCGGAUAUCAUUUCUCACUUUGCCAAGGAUGCGCAGGGCAGAAUCGGUGCCAUCAGAUAUCAAUAAUCGGAUUGAUCACACAGUAGAAAUCCCACUGCAGUUUGGGACUUUGCCAAAGGCAGUAACCAAAAGGCAGGAGCCUGUUCCCAGUUUACACCACCUGGACUCCAGCAGUAACCCAUCAUCAGCCACCUCCUCCACACCUUCCUCCCCAGCACAUUUCCAGCAGAGUAACCCUUCAAGUGUCAGUGCCACCCCCCCGCCCAACCCAUCACCACAGAGCUACAGGGACAACCGCUUCCACUUCCCAGAUGUUGCUGCUUCCACACACACUGUUCAACAUUCUGGAGGCCACUAUGUGCCUGGAGUGUCACAGGAGAUGCUCACUGAGACACAGCUGACAGCAUUGCAACAUGGAGAGGAGGAAGACUACCCAGCUGUGGAUGAAGAAGCAGCUGACACAAGAAACAGAAAAAAGAGCUUUUCUUCUGAGGAGCAUGAUGAGGACGGUCUGGAUGACCUUCCCUCUUCCAUAUACCGCCGUGCAGCUGCUGGCCGCUCAGGAGGCCCCAUUUCUCGUAAGGCCAGCCAGACCAGUGUCUACCUUCAGGAAUGGGACAUACCAUAUGAGCAGCUGCAGCUUGGAGAGCUUAUUGGCAAGGGUCGAUGGGGCAAGGUACAUAAAGGUCGCUGGCAUGGUGAGGUGGCCAUUCGUCUACUGGAAAUCGACGGUAAUAACCAGGAUCAUCUGAAAGUCUUCAAGAAGGAGGUGAUGAACUACAGGCAAACCAGGCAUGAGAAUGUAGUCCUGUUCAUGGGCGCCUGCAUGGCUCCUCCUCACCUUGCUAUCAUCACCAGUUUCUGCAAAGGUUUGACCCUAUACACAGUUGUAAGAGAAAGAGGUCACAUGUUGGACAUCAAUAAAACCAGACAGAUUGCCCAGGAAAUUGUAAAGGGAAUGGGUUAUUUACAUGCCAAAGGCAUCAUUCACAAGGAUCUGAAGUCUAAGAACGUGUUCUAUGACUCCAACAAGGUCGUCAUUACAGACUUUGGCCUGUUUGGGAUGUCUGGAGUGGUACAAGAAGGCAGAAGAAAGAAUGUGUUGCGGAUACCUCAGGGCUGGAUCUACUACCUCGCUCCAGAGAUUGUUCAAAAGAUAAGCCCAGAGGUUGAUGAGGACCAGCUGCCUUUCUCCAAUGCUGCUGACGUUUAUGCUUUUGGAACAAUCUGGUAUGAGCUGCAGACUGGAGACUGGCCGAUCACUGACCAGCCUGUGGAAGCUAAAAUCUGGCUAGUAGGCAGCAGUGAGGGAAUUAGGAAGGUGUUGGCAGAGGCCAAUCUGGGCAAAGAGGUCACGGAGAUCCUGUCUGCCUGCUGGUCCUCCAAGGUAGACGACAGGCCAGCUUUUACUCAGCUGGCAGGCAUGCUCGAUAGACUUCCCAAACUGAACCGUAGGCUGUCUCAUCCUGGGCACUUUUGGAAAACCACAGAGUCAUGGGGUCACCAUCACUGCCUGGGAGAUCACUGCCAUCAGGGCCUAAAUGCACACUGUCCAUACAUGUACAAAUACACCAGCUGAGCCUCAUUUGUAUUGGAAUAAGCAAGUACUGGAAAGAAGAGGUUUUCAGAGUGCUUUUGCAUUUUUAGCUAGUGUUAGCAUUUGAUCUGUCUUCUUGUUGCUUUCAUUCUUCACACCACCUGAUAAAGUCUCCAUGAAAAUGUUAGGCAGGCUGAACUUGUCACUUUGGCCACAGCCUUUGUGUGAAGCUUUAACUAAGACAUGUAGACUACUUUUCAGUACUCUGGCUAAGUACCAUAAUGCAACUUUAGAUGCAAAGUGGAACAUACAUCUGUCACAGAACAUAUCAUUGUAUGAAGAGCUUUAUUAACUGCCAAGCACAGCGAAAAGACAGAAGGAGUAGUUCAGGUAUAUUGUGCCUAUCCAUUGACUAGUAAAAUGUUUCUGCGAAACAAGAAAGAGGGCCACUGACUAGUGCAGCAGCUUUUUUGACUGUCUCCUGCAUGUAUGUUGCAGCUCAUGUUUGGCUUUUUGACAGACAGCUUAAUAUGGGUUGUAUUUGCAUUUACAGCUUCAUUAAUAUGCGUUUGUCCUUCUAAAUGUCAUUUUCAUGCAGAGGCUUCUUCUUAACACUAGGUUUGAUUGGACUGGUUCUCUUUGCAACAGAGAUAUUUUUCCGUUUUUGAUUUAUAGCAAGCAGCUGCACAGUGGAUAGCACUUACGCCUUGCAGCGAGAAGCUCCCUGGUUCGUGUCCCGGCUUUCCCGGGAUCUUUCUGCAUGGAGUUUGCAUGUUCUCCCUGUGCAUUUGUGGGUUUUCUCCGGGUACUCUGGCUUCCUCCCACAGUCCAAAAAUAUGCUGAGGUUAAUUGAUCACUCUAAAUUGCCCGCAGGUAUGAAUGUGAGCGUGAUUGUUUGUCUGUAUAUGUAGCCCUGCGACAGACUGGCGACCUGUCCAGGGUGUCUCCUGCCUUCACCCAAGUCAGCUGGGAUAAGCUCCAGCCGCGACCCAAGUGAGGAUAAAGCGGUGUAUAGAGAAUGGAUGGAUGAUUUAUAGCAAAGCAUAAGCAAAACAGUGCUAGAAUAUAAAGGUUACAGACAACUAAGGGCUUCUACUAUACUUUUGAUAUACACCAAAGAAAAAUGUGUCCGACACCCAAUUAUUUGGUCAUUCAUCUUACAACUAGUGUACUCAUUUCUGUUUCCAUGUGGCUGAAUUCCCAAUACAGCUGUUCUCACUCACGUUUUUUGUUUCUGUUGUCAUUCAGUAGAAUGAGCAUCAAAUUUGAUGAUGGCUCAUAAAUACCUGUAGUGACAAUACUCUAGAAGCAACAAAAGGUUGUUGUGUUCAAACAUAUCAUGUUAGCACAUCUAAAUGAGCUGCUGUUUUUUUUUCUUGUAAUACACAAUUAUUGACGGUAAAACAGCCCUAAUAAAUUAAUAAUGUUUCAAUCAAUAUUAUUAACAUUUCUAAGUUGCAGCUAACUUUUACACAUGGAAGUACACCAGCUAAAUUGACACACAUUUAACAGUUUUCUACUAGCAUUCCUGUCUUGCAUUAUUUGCAGUGCAGUGCUUUUCACUGUCAUAAAUUUUUAUCUUCCUCCUAGCUCCCCAUUAAAACAACCUGUUGACUGAAGUAGGUGGCACACCAUGUCUUCAUUUUCUGUGGAAGAGUCACAUGAUGCAUUAAACGCCUCCUUUUAUGUGAGUGCACACAGUUUGAUGCAAGAAGCGUGAGUGAGUGCACAUAUCUAAAAAUACUAAAACAUAAAAAGUCUGCUAAAAAGCAUUUACGCUGUUUCAUUCCACAAUCCAAUGGUCCACAUUGCAUGAUGGAAAAAUUACUAUUAUGUAUUUAUACAGCUGCCAGUGGCAAUGUAAAAAGAAAAGAUAAAAGAAAACGUUCAAAACCAAAAUUUGCUGUGUAGGUUUGAGUGUUGGUUACAUGGGGAAUGGAUAAAUGAUAGAGAGAUUUCAGAUACUGCUAAAUACACUGACACUACAAUGAGCUCAGCCCAGUUUUAAAUCCUACCCAGACAAAUUUUACUGCAUGUCACUCUCCUGCUAUGUUUGGCCUGUGUUUUUUUUCUUUUAUCUUAUUUUAUCGAUGUCUACAUCAAUCUACAUGAAUCAGUUUUUACGUUUCAGACUGGUUACCAGUUUCCAUUGGCGAUCAUGAGCCUGUCUGUCCACAGCAUAUCUCCAUAUUUGUAAUCUCUAGUCUUCUAUGAAUGCAAUCAUCAUAACAUGGAAGGCUGUUGGUUUCAGUGUAUACUAAUUAGAAGAGAGUAAUAACUUUUAUACCAGGGACACAAAGUUCAUAUUUAAAGGGUUAUUUGUUUGAUUUUUAGGUGGUUUUAAGGUUUUGUGUUUGUCUCAGAGUUUUCGGCCUCCAAUGCAGAUACAUACAGUACAGUACAGUAUCCUGGUGACUUUGGCUGAUCUACAGAACACACUGUGGACAUGAAGACUUUUGACAACAAAAUCCGUAGAUGAAUACAUUAUUAGCAACACUAGCAGUUGCAGUGCUGUGUGGCCACUUGGCUCUAUACUAAAGUAACCACAGUGACUACUAGAUGGAUUGCCAUGAGGUUUUGUUCAGGCAUGCAUGGUACCAAGAUGAACAAAAGUCAUCAAAUGGUGCAAGACCAUUUGAGUUUUCAUUAAAUGCCAUCUUUUAAGUCAAAAAUUCUGUCUUUCCAGGACUGUGGUCUAUGACCAAAUACCUAAAGAUGUUUUCUUCAGCCUCAGCUGGACUUGUGUUUAGUGCUAGUGAACAAAUGUUACCAUGCUAUCACAAAGCCUAAACUAAGACAUCAAUAAGGAAGACAUCUGCUAAAUAUCAGCAUGCUGGCAUUGUCACUGUGAACAUGUGGGCAUGCUUAAUGUUUAAUGUAAAGCACCGUUGUACAUAAGCACAGCCUCAAAGAGCAGUUAGUGUCAUGUUCAGUCCUCUGAGCACCACAAAGUUGGUAAACCUUAGAGACAGACAUGAGGGGAGAUACCACAUGAGUUAUUGACAAGCAAUGUAUUUUUGUAACUUGGAUGUACUGAUCUUUAGAAAAAUGUACUCUCCAAAAUAUGGAAAAAUACUCUAUAUUUAUUACAAUGUUGGAAACAAGAUAGUCCACACUGACCCCUGCAGUUUUGAAUAUCAAGGGACUUUUCUUAGGCUCUUAACCAGUGUGGUGAAACACUGCAGUGAGAUCUGUAGUAUUACAAUAAUACUUGACACAAAUGUAGCCAUUUAUGACAAGCUGGUCCUAAAAUACUAUUUCUUGUGGCAUCUUUGGCUUUGUGUUUUAAAUGAUCAGGCAUCAUUAAUGAAUCAAAGGGCAAACCACUAAUCCAUACCUCCACCACUGAUAUAUAAGGAGAGCUACAAGUGAACUUGUAUUUGCUCAGUCUUACUUUGACUUCUGACAGCAGAACAGUGAUCUGUGGACAGUAUAGUUUUUUUACAGCAGAAAAACAGGUGUGUGUCUCUCUGUGCAAUCUUGCAUUGGGUCUUGUUAGUGAACAGGAUGUGGCUAAUGUGUUUGUGUAUUGUGUUUCCUCAGGCAGGAACAAAAUAUCCACCCACUGAAUGUGUCUGAAAGUAACAGGCUUUACUGUCACAGUGUAAUGCAAUCUAACAUGAUCAAAAUAUGACCGAAUUCAUAUAUGGAAAUACAUUAUACUGCUGGAGAUUGUAUUUAAUUCAGUUUUUAUGUUUGUGCUAGGGUUUCAAGCAUUUUAGUUGGUACCUAAGUCAUAUUUAUAUAGAGAUACUGUGGAAACUGUUUUUAGUGGAUGUUUGUUUUUUUUUUCUUUAUUCUUUUGU